Messenger RNA from Dinoponera quadriceps, 2324 nucleotides. It is a transcript of the gene Snx1, whose product is annotated as sorting nexin-2-like. NCBI's taxonomy places the organism in Eukaryota, Metazoa, Arthropoda, Insecta, Hymenoptera, Formicidae. Gene Ontology annotation, cellular component: endosome; endosome membrane. The record is from RefSeq and is a predicted model, not a curated record. Bases 285 to 1829 code for a protein of 514 amino acids. Gene Ontology annotation, molecular function: phosphatidylinositol binding. Gene Ontology annotation, biological process: early endosome to Golgi transport. The transcript has 8 exons.
AAUUUCCUCUCUCUCCGAGUUUUCGCUUUAAGUGCAGACAGCGCGAGACAGUGCAGUUGAAACGAACAAUUGCCGCUUUUUGACACACGUCGCGUAAAAGACAAUGAAAUUUUAACAAACGACGUCCGUCUAUCGGAAGCUUCGUGCUGGGGGAGGUCGACUUUCACCGAUAACAAUCGUUGACGUUGGGCGUUAUCGUCGUCAAGGGGGCCGAUCCCGGUGGAACAACGAGCGCGUAACCAUCGUCGUUGUACUGCGCUUCUGCACUUGACAGAAUCGUUAAGAUGGCUGAUAUGACGGAAUCACCGCCGCUGUUCGAUACCAACGAGACGAAAUUGGACGACCUGGAGGACGACGACGAGGAUAUUUUCGCGUCCGCAGUGCAGGAGCAAAAUCAAUUGGAUGAUGCCUCGCCUUAUAACGGAGUAUCUAAGAUUCAAGCAGAAUUGCCGAAACUGUCAUUGCGAGAUGCGCCGGAAGAGAAUUCCUUCUCCUCCGUGUCCAGCCCAGCGCCAGGUCCUUUGAGUCCUCCGUUGGGACCAAUGAAUACGGACAUCGGCGAUCUUCAUGAUGUUCCUAUCAACGAUAACGCCGAUAUGCUAUCCUCGAGCGUCAUACAAUCUCGCUCUUUAGAGGAGGUCCCAACAGAUACGUCCGAAGUUUUCUUGAAGAUCACGGUCACUUCUCCUCAGAAGAUAGGAGAUGGGAUGGGUGCCUACGUCGCGUAUAAAGUUGAAACAAGAACGAACAUGCUUAUAUUUAAGAAGAGGCAUUUUAGCGUAAUUAGGCGUUUCAGUGAUUUCCUAGGACUCCACGACAAAUUGACGGAGAAGUAUCUCAGGAAUGGCAGGAUAAUUCCACCGGCCCCGGAGAAAAGUGUUAUCGGAACGACGAAAAUUAAAAUGUCCGGAGACAAGAGUCAAGAGCAAAAUUCGAGUUCUACCGAAUUCAUCGAACGGCGUAGAGCGGCUCUCGAGAGGUAUCUAAACAGAACAGCCGCACAUCCUGUUCUGAGCAUCGACCCUGAUUUCAGAGAAUUUCUGGAGGCUGAUGUAGAAUUGCCUAAAGCUACCAAUACGUCCGCAUUGAGCGGUAAAGGAGUAAUGCGGCUUUUCAAUAAGGUCGGCGAGACGGUUAACAAGAUAACGUAUAAGAUGGAUGAGAGCGACAUGGAGGGUAAGUGGUUCGAAGAGAAGACGUCGCAGAUAGAUUCCCUCGAUAUACAGUUACGCGCUCUGCACUCCGCAGUGGACUCCUUAACAAAUCAAAGGAGGGAAUUGGCAAACUGCACCGGCGCUACGGCAAAGUCGAUCGCCGUUCUCGGCCACGGCGAGCCGGGAGCGUCUCUCGGCCGAGCGCUGGCGCAGUUGGCGGAAACGUUGGAGAAAGUGGAGGCCAUCAGGAAAACGCAGAGCAACAGUGAUCUCUAUCAAUUGGGAGAAAUGCUGAGGGAUUAUGUUGCGCUCAUCGGUGCAAUUAAAGAUGUUUUUCACGAGAGGGUGAAAGUCUUUCAAAAUUGGCAGCACGCUCAAUUGAUGCUGAACAAGAAGCGCGAGCAGAAAGCGAGACUCGAGCAAUCCGGACGAACGGACAAGACGAGUCAAGCAGCUACCGAGGUUAUAGAGUGGGAGGCGAAGGUGGACAGAGGCCAGGAGGAAUUUGACAAUAUCUCGAAGAUGAUAAAGGAAGAGGUGGAACGCUUCGAGUUGGUUAGGGUGCAAGACUUCAAGAAGCAACUGAUCGAGUAUCUGGAGUCGAUGCUGCAACAUCAGAAUCAACUUAUCAAGUACUGGGAAAGCUUUCUGCCGGAGGCACGAGCGGUAGCAUAAACAUUCCUCGCGUAAAAUGAUAAGAUACAUUUUUUUAAUAACGAUAAUAUGGCCAAUACCUAUCUACGUGUAACGUGAAAGGAGGAAUCAAUUCUGUGCCGCGUUGGUUUAGGAUAAGUUGCUCGUUUGCUAUAAUGAUUAUUCUUUUCUCAAUCAAAUGACGUCGGGGGAAAAAUCAGUUUAUCUUGAAAAUAAGAAAAAGGGAGGAAGAAGAGGCAUACACUUAUGAUUUCGGAGGUUCAUUCGAAAAGCUUUCUAUACGAUUCAUUCGAAGCUUUCUAUACGAGCAGCGAAGGGAUUCAAUAUAUUCUAAUUAGACAAACUUGAUUCACGAGUAAUCUCAGAUUUUUUUUAUUACAUUUCAAUUAUUGUCUUAUGUAGUAUAUAUUGAUUCUAUUAUUACUUUAUCCAUACUAUACAUUAUAUGUAACUAUACAUACGAAACUGUACAAUUUGUUAAAGAAUGUUACUGAAUAAUAAAGAUCAAUUGUGGUU